Molecule: messenger RNA, 1078 nt
Organism: Glossina fuscipes
Lineage: Eukaryota; Metazoa; Arthropoda; Insecta; Diptera; Glossinidae
Exons: 5
Coding region: 405-902 (165 amino acids)
Source: RefSeq, a predicted model, not a curated record
UUCUUUCUUCUUUCAUUUUUAAAAUAGUUCAAUGGUAUAUAAAAUUUAUUUACUUUUUAUUUAAUCGUAGAUAGCUUACGGCUCUAUUAGCGGAAACUAAUUAAGUUUUUAAUUUUGAUUUCAUCUUGAUUUACUGAAAGCAACAGGAAGCAAUUGUGAAAGUUGUGAUUGCGUUAAGGCAAAUUUUGGAUAUAAAUUGCCUCAAAUGAAUCAAUGGAUUUUUAUAUACUAUAGUGGUCCAUCCGGUCCAUCUUGGUCCAUCAUUAAAUACCCCGCACUAUAUCGCUUAAUAUACUUGUUCAGUUUAUUCGUUCAACAUUGAUUGCUUUUGCUACGCUUAUUGUGUCGACUGUCAAAGAUCAACUUUAUACCAGAAACGUCGCCAUUGUAAAUCAAUUGCCAUAAUGAUUAUGUUGUCGAUUAUUUGGCUACAAUUGCUUACCAAUGUUUAUGCUGGCGUCUAUUUGCUAAAGUUUGAUAUGCCGGAUUUUUUAUUGGACGAUUCAUCAUCAAAGAGUCGAAUCGAUGAUAUGUUAGAAGUGCCCGUAAAACAUCAGCAACUCAGUCCAUUGGAUUAUGUAAAUAAAUGGCCAGUGUUGCGUAACUUGCUUACGUCAACCGAUAAGGACAAUGCCAUUAGUAAUAAUGAUGAUACAAACGAUGUUAGAGAUUUGUAUAAUAAAUUUGUGGAAAGUUUGCGAACACUGACUGCCACACCUUUACGGACUUUAAGGAGUGCAAGAUCUUUUCGACAAUCAAAAGCUGGUCUUGCCGAUCUCAUCAUAAAUAAGGCAAUGAUUUCGGCUGUAAAACGUAAACCUAAAAAAAGUGAUACUCAAGAAUAUUUAACUCCUUGCCAUUUUAAGAUUUGCAAUUACACAAGUUUCCGUCGCAUGAUGUAAACUAAUUUCAAAUUGAUCUUGAUCUUUUGUAUUCAAGUGCUAGAAACCAAUAAAUGUCGGAGAUUUAGGUUAGCAAAGCAAACAAACGCCCCUACAUAAAUGUUUUCACUAAAUGUAUACCAAUAUAAGUAUUUAAAGAUUUCAAACAAGAAUUGAAAACAACAAAAAAAAAAAAA